Messenger RNA from Halteromyces radiatus, 533 nucleotides. Its product is annotated as ribosomal protein S11-domain-containing protein. The transcript has 3 exons. The record is from RefSeq and is a predicted model, not a curated record. The coding region runs from base 41 to 493 and encodes 150 amino acids. Gene Ontology annotation, cellular component: cytosolic small ribosomal subunit; ribosome. NCBI's taxonomy places the organism in Eukaryota, Fungi, Mucoromycota, Mucoromycetes, Mucorales, Cunninghamellaceae. Gene Ontology annotation, molecular function: mRNA 5'-UTR binding; structural constituent of ribosome; small ribosomal subunit rRNA binding. Gene Ontology annotation, biological process: ribosomal small subunit assembly; translation; maturation of SSU-rRNA from tricistronic rRNA transcript (SSU-rRNA, 5.8S rRNA, LSU-rRNA).
AAUUUUUCUUUCUUACUUUUCUUUACUUCCAAAAUCCAUCAUGUCCAAGCGUGCUCUUGCUAAGAAGCCUGUUGAAGCUGUUACCCUCGGUCCUCAAGUUCGUGAAGGAGAACUUGUAUUUGGUGUUGCUCACAUCUUUGCUUCAUUCAACGAUACUUUUGUCCAUGUUACUGAUCUUUCUGGUCGUGAAACCAUCUCCCGUGUUACUGGUGGUAUGAAGGUCAAGGCUGAUCGUGAUGAAUCUUCUCCUUAUGCUGCUAUGUUGGCUGCUCAAGAUGUUGCUGCCAAAUGCAAGGAAUUGGGUAUCAAUGCUCUUCAUGUCAAGAUCCGUGCUACUGGUGGUACUGGUGUCAAGACCCCUGGUCCUGGUGGUCAAAGUGCUCUUCGUGCUCUUGCUCGUGCUGGUAUGCGUAUUGGCCGUAUUGAAGAUACUACUCCUAUCCCUACUGAUAGCACCAGAAGAAAGGGUGGUCGUCGUGGUCGUCGUCUCUAGUCAUCCUAUCACUCUUUGGAUCUAUUCUAUUUUAUCCUAU